UUGUAGCUGAUGGUCUUGGUUGAUGAUGCGGGAGGAGAAUGGCCUAUGAUCGGGCAUGCACCAUGGAACGGUUGCAAUCUUGCAGAUUUUGUGAUGCCAUUCUUUCUGUUUAUUGUGGGAAUGGCCAUAGCACUUGCUCUGAAGAGAAUACCAGAAAAGCUAGUGGCCAUCAGAAAGGUGAUUCUAAGGACACUCAAACUUCUAUUUUGGAGCCUCCUUUUACAAGGGAGAUAUUUCCACGAUCUUGACAAGCUAAAAUAUAGUGUUGACAUGAAUAGGAUAAGGUUGUGUGGCAUCCUCCAGAAAAUUGCUCUCGCUUACUUGGUAGUGGCCAUAAUAGAAAUAACAACAAGACAAGCCCAAUCCAAAGGACUACCAACGGGAUGGUUCUCCAUUUUCAAGUUAUACAGCUGUCAAUGGGUUAUUGGAGCAUGUGUUUUAGUAGUUUACUUGGCCACAUUAUACGGAACAUAUGUUCCUGACUGGAAUUUUGUUGUCCAGAACCCGGACAAUGUUGAUUUUGGGAAGACUUUAACCGUAACUUGCAAUGUGAGAGGAAAUCUUGAUCCUCCUUGCAAUGCUGUGGGUUAUAUUGACAGACAGAUACUUGGAAUCAAUCACAUGUAUCCACAUCCGACUUGGAAGAGAUCCAAGGCUUGCACUAAAAAUUCUCCAUAUGAGGGACCUUUCAAGGAUGAUGCUCCAUCAUGGUGUUGGGCUCCUUUUGAACCUGAAGGAAUUCUGAGGUAGGAAUAAU
Solanum verrucosum is the source of this 757-nucleotide messenger RNA. RefSeq lists its product as uncharacterized. The record is from RefSeq and is a predicted model, not a curated record. The coding region runs from base 10 to 750 and encodes 246 amino acids. Lineage: Eukaryota; Viridiplantae; Streptophyta; Magnoliopsida; Solanales; Solanaceae. The transcript has 7 exons.